This is a messenger RNA of Anopheles cruzii, 3385 nucleotides long. RefSeq names its product orphan steroid hormone receptor 2-like. The transcript has 4 exons. Gene Ontology annotation, molecular function: nuclear receptor activity; RNA polymerase II cis-regulatory region sequence-specific DNA binding; zinc ion binding. The record is from RefSeq and is a predicted model, not a curated record. Lineage: Eukaryota; Metazoa; Arthropoda; Insecta; Diptera; Culicidae. Gene Ontology annotation, biological process: regulation of transcription by RNA polymerase II; cell differentiation; anatomical structure development. The annotation marks the transcript as partial.
GGGCGCCAUUACGGUGCGAUCAGCUGCGAGGGCUGCAAGGGCUUUUUCAAGCGCUCGAUCCGGAAACAGCUCGGCUAUCAGUGCCGGGGGUCGAUGAACUGCGAGGUGACGAAGCACCACCGGAACCGCUGCCAGUACUGCCGGCUGCAGAAGUGCCUGGCGUGCGGUAUGCGCAGUGACUCCGUCCAGCAUGAGCGCAAACCGAUCGUCGACAAGAAGGAUGGCCAGUCGGGCCCGAACCCGAACAGCAAGUAUAACCCGCACCGGAACAAAGAGUAUCACCACCACCAGCAUCACGGCGAACAGAAAGCAUCAUCGGCAACGGCGGCUGGUUCCGUGUCGAUGGCAGCGGCAGCGGCGGCCGCAGCGGCCGCACCUUCCUUCCUCUCCUAUCUGCCCGGGUUCAGUUUGGCCGACUUUACGGCCAGCCUGAGCAAACAGGCCGGUGGUAACAACAAAUCACCCUCGUUGGGGCGUGAACCACAGCCACCGUCGCAGCAGCACGGUACGCAACAGCAGCAACAAGGCGGCCAAUUCGGUGCCGGCCAUCAGCUGUCCGCGCUUGGUUCAGCAGUCGGCACCGGACUGAGCAAUCCGUUCGGCAGUUUGCAAUCACUCAAGACGGAAGUUGGCGCAGAACGGCAGCAGCAGCAGCAGCAGCAACAGCAGGAUCUUUCAACGAGUGCGGCCGAUUCGAUUGCGGCCCUUAUCGGACUGAACACGUCGGCGGCGGCGGCUGCUGCUGCAGCGGCCGCCAUCUCCGGCCAUGUCGGGACGAUGUCUGGGGCGGGUUCCGGCCCGUCUGCGCUUCUCGAUUCCGUCCACGCGGCGGAUGGUUGUGGUGCUGGUGGUGGUGGUGGUGGUGGGCUUGCGAUGCGCAAUCUUUCCGCCAGUACCACCACCUCCUCCGGUGUAUCAUCGGGUGGUGGUGGUGGUGGCGGCGGUGUGUCUGCCGGUCCCUUCUCAGCACACGCCAUGGAUACCAGUGACGCAAGUUCCGUCGACAAAACGCUUAUCUGCAGCUCCCUCGAGUUCAUCCAGAGCCUGGAGCAGGAACUGAACAGCAACCUCAACAACAACUACGGCAUCAAAUCGGAACUCAGUAAUGGACGCGGUGACGACGAUGACUGCCACGGCGGUGGUUUUGACUUUGGUGAUGGUGGCCUCGGCGGCGGCCUAGUGCUGACCGAAAACUGUGUCCCUUUCGACAUCCAGGUCCCGAACGUGCUGCCCAACUAUCUGGGGGUGCACUACGUGUGCGAAACGGGUUCGCGGGUGCUUUUCGCGACCGUACAUUGGAUGAAGAAGAACCAUCUGUUCCAGUUGCUCAGUGAAAGCUUCCAGGGAGAGCUGGUUCGUCAGGUGUGGCCAGAGCUGUUUAUGAUCGGGCUAGCGCAGAGCAGUGGUCAGCUGUCGUUCAACACGAUCAUGCUGGCGCUCAUCCAGUACAUGAAAACCGUUAUCCUGAACAAAAAGUACACCGGUGAAGUGGUCAGCUACCUGAUGAAGUACAUCCUGCUGGUGCAGGAGUUUGUGAACGAUCUGCAGAAGCUCAACCUUACCGAUCAGGAGUACGCCUAUCUUCGGUUGUUGUCCAUUUUCAACCCCGAUAACAUCCUGCAGGAUAAUGGGAAGAAUCAGCAUCUGCUAAAAAUCCAGGAAAUGAUACUGGGAUCGUUCCGCGAGUACUACCGUGGCAAACACUCGCGGCUUGUGAGUAGCGAAAGUGAGGAAAAUCUGCGAGCCACGGCCAGCGGUGCAGACGACGAGGACGACGACGACGAGUACUACAGCGAGCGCAGCCAACAGCGGCAGCAGCAGCGUAACCUGCGCCAAGCCCAGCACGAGCAGCGACUGAUGAAGCUCUUGCUCAAGCUUCCCACACUUCGGGCACUCAACUCGAAGCGCGACCUGGAGGAUCUGUUUUUCAGUAAUCUGAUCGGUCAAGUCCAGAUCGACAGCGUCCUGACGUAUGUGCUGCAGACCAAUGAUGGUGCGGUAUCGUUUGCUCAUUUGGUCCAGAAACAGUUGCACAAUCCCUCCAACAACAACAACAACGGUUCCAUUCCAUCGGCAAUGGACAGUGACGAGUGAAAACCAGUGAUGAAUGAGGGGAACAGAUAGUAGAUGUCACUGUCGUUCCAUAAUCCGUCCGUUUCGAGCAGCGUGAGAACGAUUUCUAGGAAAAUGAUGAACAGGUUUAAGCAAGAAACUUUAAAAAUAACCACCGACAGUGCAUUACCAUAGGCCCAUUCGAUGGGCCUAUUGGUCAAACAAACCUUAAUGAGCUUGAAGAUAAAACAGUACCAAUAGUGGCUCUCGGUAAGAGAUGGCCGUUUCUUGUUGAUUUCGGCUUCGGUUUGUAAGGUUUUGCAAACGCACAAAGUAUGUUGGAACAGUGCAAUCCCUGAAAAUUUUCGAAAAUUUUAUUUUUUACGUUUAAGACCACUUUAUCCAGGCCCGCAUUACAAAGACUUCAUUCAGAGAUCAGUACCUUUUUACGUCAUGGGACACCACAAUACAACGACUAGUGCGAGUGAGUGAAGAGCGCUUUUGCGGUAAGGUUCCGCAUUGAGAAGUUUCGAAAUCGCGUCACGGUCGCAGUUCUCCAACCCAGUGCGGCGAUAGAUGAGUAGAUGGUUAGUAUUUAGCUGGUUGAAGAACCUACAAGGUAGAGCUUUUGUACUUGAACAAGAAAAGGGAAAAAGAAUUAGUGGAGAAAAGUAACACAAAUGAACCACCUAUUAAUACUAUCGAAUAAGCAAAAUGAGGAAGCCUUUGGAAACAAGAGAAAAAUCGUACCUGACGAAGGUAUUAGUUGUUUAGAAAACGACUUAUUUCUUAGUGUAUAACGAAUGCGGCGCAGCAGAUUUUGUACAUUUUAAGGGCUCCCAAACCCACUCCGACUGAGAGGGCGUAGAGCGAAAGUGAACCAAACGGGCGUGCGUUGCUGAAGGAGAAUCGGACGCAAAACUGGGCAAUAUUUAGACGUUAAGUGAAGCAUUAUUUGAGUUUAUCCGUCCCACGAGAUUACCACAAUACACAACACGGUACACAAGCCACCGGUGGCCAAUCGGGCCUUAGGAAAAGACAGAUAAACUAAGCGUUUAUUACACCUCCUCCCGAGACAGCAAAUAAACAAGUAUUUCAAUUGUAUUUCACACACACGCUAGGGGCCUGUUGGCGUGUCUAAUAAUGGCGCAAUCGAUGCAGUAAAUUGGUAGCAUAAAUUAGUAUACAAACAAAAAGCGAGUAUGUGUGUGUGUGUAACCAAACAACAGGGACCUUAGGCUAGAACUUCUUACACGACUUGCAGGGCUUCCGGUGGAAAACGAACCAAGUGGCAAAUAAAUUUCAUCAUACUCAGAUUUCAUACAGUACCUAU